Messenger RNA from Funneliformis mosseae, 1371 nucleotides. Lineage: Eukaryota; Fungi; Glomeromycota; Glomeromycetes; Glomerales; Glomeraceae. The record is from the annotation of a GenBank genome assembly.
AUGCGUAUUAAAAAGCACCCUUCGGAAAACGUUAUUGAAGAAAUUAUUACUACUACUUUAGAAUCACCUACCGAUGAAGGAUACAACGACGGUUAUGAAGAAGUAAAACAUGAAAUUGAAAUUCCUACUUGGAUAACUUCUCUAAGUGAAGAACAAAGAGCUGAUUUACGUUACCCUUCAACAAAUCAGGUGAAUUCAUUUUCAAAAUCGAACGAUGGAAGCAAUUCUCAGCAACAAGAAUUAUCACAGAAUUUAGAUGUAUGGGAUGAUGUAUUACCACAUUCAAGAACAACUAUUAGUCAAAGUAGUAUAAAUAUACCCUCAGCCAUUCCGUCGACAUCUUUAUCAACUAUUUCUGCCCCAAUUUCGGAUACAUCAUUUUCAAAAUCAAGAGUUUCCCCACGAUCCACAAACAUACCGUGUUCGUUACACCAUUCGACUUCGUCUAUACAAUCGUCACCCGUUCCCGCUUAUUUCACCUUCUUCCCGUCUGUUUAUAUUCCAUAUAAUCUUCCUAAUCACCAAAAUGAAUCGGGGCAACCCGUAAUUAAUUGGAAACACUUAUUUCAUCAAAGAUCAUUAAUUGAGCAUCAUUGGCGUAAGGGUAUUUAUUCAAUUCGGGAAUUACCGGGGCACAAUGAAAGUAUAUAUUGUAUUCAGUUUGACGAACACAAGAUUAUAAGCGGAAGUCGUGACGAUACGAUCAAAAUUUGGGAUAUUAAAACUGGACAUUGUGUUAAAACAUAUCGUGGACAUAAACAAUCUGUUUUAUGUUUACAAUAUGAUGAUAAAGUAAUUGUUAGUGGAAGCAGCGAUGCGACUAUUAUAAUUUGGGAUUUAGUUACAGGAGAAAUUAUACGUACAUUGGAAGGUCAUAGUGAAAGCGUUUUAAAUUUACGAUUUGAUGAUGAUCUUAUUAUAAGUUGUUCAAAAGACCGUACGGUAAGAAUCUGGGAUCGUGAAAUAGGGACGUGUCUUCGAGUGUUAAAUGGACAUCGUGCAGCGGUUAAUGCUGUACAAUUUAAAGAUGGAUAUGUAAUUUCAGCAUCAGGAGAUCGUACGAUUAAAUUAUGGUCUCUUUCAACUGGACAAUGUCUUCGUACUUUUGAUGGUCAUUCGCGUGGAAUUGCCUGUAUUCAAUUUGACGGAAACAUUAUUGUUUCCGGAUCAAGUGAUAAAACUAUAAAAGUUUUUGAUGUUCAUACCGGAGCUUGUUCAUCCACUCUUGUUGGACAUACCGAUCUUGUCAGAACUUUACAGUUUGAUAAAAAUAAAAUCGUUAGCGGGAGUUAUGACGAAACCCUUAAAGUUUGGGAUCCUAAAACAGGAGAAUUGUUGUCCAAUUUAAUUCAUGGUCAUACUAGCAGGUAA